GAAAGAAUGGGUUUCGGUUGUCGCAUAUUCCCUGAUAAUGCCCAAAGCAUGCUAUUUCUCAAUCGCCCUGGAUUGUCGCAUGUUGAACCUAUCGAUCAUGAUACUUCUUAGUUGCUCUACUAACCAGUAGUACUACUAAGCAGCCUCUCCCCUCCAUUUAAGAAGACUAACAAGCCGUUCCCCUCAUUGCCCUCUCUUCCCAGUAAUACCCCCUUGAAGACCAAUAAUAACAUUCAUCGCAAACAAACCACUGAAGAUGCCCACCGAAACAUUCAGUUACGGCGAAGACCACGCCCUUCAAACAGUGACAGUCACUACCUUAUCAGAAGCACUAGACAAAAAAUACUGGAUAAUCUUAAUCCACGGCGGCGCCUGGCGUGACCCAAACAUAGACGCCAUCAAUUUCUCCAACCCCGCCAUAUCCACCCUCACCACCUCUCCAGCAUACGCCCACGUUCUCCCGCACAUCACUGCAUUCGCAUCUAUCUCCUACCGUUUAAGCCCCCAUCCAAGCCACCCCCAGGACCAGUCGAGCAUCAGUCCCCGAGAAUACCGCAGCGCCAAACACCCCGACCAUAUCAAUGACGUGCAAGCGGCCAUAGCCUUCCUGCAGCGCAAAUAUGGCUUCGAAGAGCGGUAUAUACUCGUCGGUCACAGUUGUGGCGCUACGUUGGCGUUCCAGUCGGUGAUGGGCCGGUUUAAGGCUGGGAUAUCGCACGGUCCGUUAGCUGUGGUGGGUUUGGCGGGGAUAUACGGUUUGAGGUUGUUCCGGGAUACUCACAAGGAGAUAUCAGCAUAUCAGGAGAUUGUGGAGGGGGCUUUUGGGGACGAUGAGGCUGCGUGGGAUGCUGUGUCUCCUGCCGUGGCCAAAGGAGCGGAUGGUGUUGAAGGUGGGUGGACGGAAGGGCGUUGGGCGAUUCUGGCGUACUCGCCUGAGGAUUCGCUGGUGGAUGCUUCGCAGCGGGAGGCUAUGGAUGAUACUCUUAAAGGGUGGUGGGCACUGCAGUCUGAGGACAAACUGAGAUGCGCUGCGCUGAUGCCUCUAGGAGGCGAACAUGAUGAGUGCUGGGAGAAGGGAGAAGGGCUCGCGGAGGCUAUUGGUUAUGCUAUUGAGAAGCAAUUGGAGAUAGCCCCAUGAAGAGCCUGAAGAGUCGAAACCACCUGCUUAACGAAGCUUUCCGUUAUGAUGGGUCGACCUGCAAUGAUCCUACAAUGAUGCAGACCGUUCAAAUGAAGUGCAUAUUACGGGAAGGUGGAUUGCAUUGGCAAUUCAUAUUACGUUUCCCCUAAGAUGAAUUAUGGGUUAUGAAACUAGUAAACAUCAGAAGAAAAGAAAUUAGGCCAGCCAUUUUCCAAGCUUCAAACGCCCACCAGUGUUCGUCAUCAUAAAUUCAGAGUACAGAGAACUGAGAGAG
Molecule: messenger RNA, 1415 nt
Organism: Aspergillus caelatus
Lineage: Eukaryota; Fungi; Ascomycota; Eurotiomycetes; Eurotiales; Aspergillaceae
Product: arylformamidase
Exons: 2
Coding region: 257-1138 (293 amino acids)
Molecular function (GO): arylformamidase activity
Source: RefSeq, a predicted model, not a curated record